Messenger RNA from Gongylonema pulchrum, 1038 nucleotides. The record is from the annotation of a GenBank genome assembly. Lineage: Eukaryota; Metazoa; Nematoda; Chromadorea; Rhabditida; Gongylonematidae.
GUAUCAGGCUGUUUGAUCGUUUGUAUCGACCGAGCAACAAGACUAGCAAAAUCACAACAAGGCGCCGGUAAAGAAUACGUUGCAAUUUUUCGAUUACACAAUGCUGUUGAAUCGGAAAAGAAGGUGCGUCAGGCACUGGAGAAAUUAACAGGCGCCCUGUUUCAACGUCCACCGCUCAUUUCGGCCGUCAAGCGACAGCUCCGAAUUCGAACAGUCUACGAGAAUAAAUUGGUCGAAUACAAUCCCAGUCAGAAUAUGGGCAUUUUUUGGGUGAAAUGCGAAGCGGGAACAUAUGUGCGAACAAUCUGCGUGCAUCUCGGCUUAUUGCUUGGUGUUGGUGGUCAAAUGCAAGAAUUACGAAGAGUUCGCUCAGGCGUUUUUGGUGAGGAUGACAAUUUGGUGACAAUGCACGACAUUCUGGAUGCGCAAUAUCUGUACGACCAUCAGAAUGAUGAGACUUAUUUGAGGAGAGUGAUCCGACCACUCGAAUCGCUUCUUGUUCAUCACAAGCGUAUCGUUGUGAAAGACAGCGCUGUAAAUGCAAUUUGUUAUGGUGCAAAAAUACUUUUGCCAGGAAUUUUGCGUUAUGACAAUGGAAUUGAACUGAACGAAGAAAUUGUCAUUCAUAAAAGCAGUCUCAUUUUAGCGGUGGCACUGAUGACCACGGCAACACUGACAAUAACAGAUCACGGUGUUGUGGCAAAAAUCAAACGAGUGAUCAUGGAGAGAGACACAUAUGCCCGCAAAUGGUGCCUCGGGCCUAUUGCAUCCAAAAAGAAAGCAAUGAUAAGUCAAGGUUUGCUUGAUAAAUACGGCCAUCCGAAUGACAAGACGCCAGAAGGUUGGCGCUCUUGCUAUUACGAUAUCAACGAGACGAAUUCAACAAAUAAAGCACAAGUAAAACAAGAAGUACCAGAGACCCCCAAGGAACAGCAGCGAAAGCCAAGAACUGUGAAACAGGAAGUGCCAGAGGAUGAGGAUGAUGACAACGAUGAUGAUGAUGACGAGGAAAGCAGCAGUAGCAGUAGCAGCGAGUAA